AUGGAGGGCCUAGCCACCGCCCUGCUGAACAUCCACGACGCAAUGGGCCAACCCGACCCCAACUCCCUUCAGAAUGCCGUUCAACCGAUCGCGAAAACCUACGCGCUAAUAUUCUUUUUUCUGACCGAGUUCAUGGACUGGUAUGUCCGGCGGUCCACGUGCCAACUGCUGAACAUCCAUAGCCAAGAUGUCUACUCCGAGUUCCACCACUUGGUCAUCUUCACACAACGCCAGGCCCAGAGCCUUCCCUGGCAACACGAGGACACCAAUAUGGAAGAGGAGGACUCGGAUCCGUAUAGCGCCCGGGCGCUAUGGGAGGAAGCCCGACUGAGCCAAGUCGGGCGUCGAGGAACGGAGCGUCGAAUUGCUGCCCAGAACACCAUCACCCGUCGACUCCUCUGGGAAAUCCAACAAGAUGCAGAGGAGCGUGCUCGGUAUCGGGAGGGUCGGGAUCGGUUAUUGGCAGAGACUUUGAGCUCGGUGCGCGAGCAACUGGAGCCCGUUAGCGAGCAGAGCACUGGGAUUGUCUGCAUGACCACACCCCCUACGCCUAAUAUUGAUACAUCAUCCUUUGAAUGGUCCAGAGGAUCCAAGCGUCGUCUAGCACGCCUCGAGAUUCAAAGUUCCUCCAAACACCUCCAGGAUUUCUUCGACAGCGAUGAUCAGAUUUGCGACUAUGAGCCGGAUGUUAAAGUAGUCGCCGAGGGAAGUGUCGUUGCUUCUCUUCAGCAAUGGGCUACUAGUCCACGGUCUCAAGCUCUGGCAGUGGGUGGAACCCAGCCUCCCUCGUCCGACAACCCAGUCGCUCUGAUUUCGGCCUGCUAUGCCUCGUUCGCCCGUCAAGCUCGAUUACCGGUGGUCUCUCACUUCUGUGCUUUGCCCACCCAAGAGGUUAAAGGACUUAGUCUCCAGGAGCAGGGGCUGGUGGCCCUCACCUACAGCUUGAUCCGGCAGUUGAUCGACUGGCUUCCCCCAGUGGUAGAUAGCGAUGCCGUGCUCGAUCUCAGUGCAGAGCGGUUCCGCCAGUUAGACGGAACCCUCACCAGCUGGAAAGCAGCUCUGUCGCUAGUCGACACCCUCCUCCAAUCCGCCCCACCACUCCUCGUCUUUAUCAUCGAUGGCCUGGACGCUAUCCAUGAUGCGGCCACUGACGGCGCCAUCCGCGACCUCGUCCGCGUAUUACUUACACACACCCGUCGCCAGCCCCAAGGCGGUCUCAACGGAGGUCCAACCCUCCUAUUGAAAGUCCUAUUUACCGUUACGGGCCGACCCAGCGCACUGGUCGAGACGAUGUCCGAGCACCAACUUGUCCUCAACGAGUCCACGGACCAACGCACGCCCUCCGAACCGGUUUUGACGGACCUCGGAGCGGUCAUGAUGAAUGCAUAA
Penicillium canescens is the source of this 1389-nucleotide messenger RNA. RefSeq lists its product as uncharacterized. The transcript is spliced from 2 exons. The coding region runs from base 1 to 1389 and encodes 462 amino acids. NCBI's taxonomy places the organism in Eukaryota, Fungi, Ascomycota, Eurotiomycetes, Eurotiales, Aspergillaceae. The record is from RefSeq and is a predicted model, not a curated record.